AUGACUUUCCCCCCGGCUGAGGCAGCCAUUUUCUCUCAGGCACUGAACCGAUUGCAUGGAAGAUGCCUUGGCCAGAAAUUGUCUACUUACCUAUUCAAUGAACUUCGUAAUAAAGAGCACAUCGGCUACGUGGUCGACGCUUCAUUCUGGCCGGGAGAUCUAAAGCACAACGGCGUCAUGAUUCGGAUCAAAUCGCCCGUCCUAAAUGCCGAGGAACUGCGAACCCGAGUGCUCUCCGCGUUAGCCGAGUUUGACGAGUCCUGUGGUAGCACGGACUUGAGACAGUCCCUCUCCGAAAUAGUACAGGAGAUGGAGGAAAGGGAAUUCGAGCAUCAUUGGGCCCUGCAGCAACUUGGCCUAAACAGCGACAGAAUACCGUUCCUGGUAAGUUCGAUGGAGAAGACAGCCAGGACAAACGAUCGCGGAGCUUUUAGCCGCCACUUCAAGCAGGCACUAACUCAAAAGCCCUACAUUGCUCUAUAUAUGUAA
This is a messenger RNA of Gregarina niphandrodes, 489 nucleotides long. RefSeq lists its product as hypothetical. Lineage: Eukaryota; Apicomplexa; Conoidasida; Eugregarinorida; Gregarinidae. Gene Ontology annotation, molecular function: metal ion binding. The record is from RefSeq and is a predicted model, not a curated record. The transcript has a single exon. The coding region runs from base 1 to 489 and encodes 162 amino acids.